UUAAGCUUCUAUUUCGUUUUUCUUUCUGCAAAUCUGAAGCCAUGGCUAGUGUUGCUACUGCUCCUAUGGCCACCGACAACGUCCCUAAGAAAGCAAGAAACAACAGUAGAAAAGCUUUGAAACAGAAAAAUCCUUCCACUAAUGAAGCCAACAUCAUCGCACAAACCCUCUCUCAAUCUACGAUGCCGGUCCCAUCCCCAGAGACUGACCCUUCAAAGGAGAACCAUGAGAGCCUUUCUCAGCCUCGCUCUGAGCCCAAAAAAGCAGCUGCCAAGGGAAGAGCAAAGAAGACAACAAAAAAUCAAGAUUCUUUUGAGAAAGAUUUGCAAGAUUUGCAAGAAAUGCUUGAGAAGAUGAAAAUAGAAAAGGAGAAGACCGAGGAACUGUUGAAGGAGAAGGAUGAGAUGCUGAAGAUGAAGGACGAGGAGCUUGAUGUGAAGGAAAAAGAGCAGGAGAAGCUUCAGAUGGAGUUGAAGAAAUUGCAGAAAAUGAAGGAGUUCAAGCCCAACAUGGUUUUUCCUAUUAUAAACAAGGAACAAGACAAGAAGGACAAGAAGAAGGGAUGUCCUGAAAAGAAAAGGCCAUCUCCUCCUUACAUUCUGUGGUGCAAAGAUCAAUGGAAAGAGGUGAAGAAAGAGAACCCAGAGGCGGAAUUUAAAGAGAUCUCAAACAUUUUGGGAGCCAAAUGGAAGAAUGUUAGUGCAGAAGAGAAGAAGCCUUAUGAGGAGAUAUAUCAGGCCGAGAAGGAAGCCUAUCUGCAGGUAAUGGCCAAGGGGAAGCGUGAAAGUGAAGCAAUGAAGCUCUUAGAGGAGGACCAGAAACAGAAAACAGCUAUGGAGCUGCUUGAUCAGUAUCUUCAGUUCAAACAGGAAGCAGAAAAGGAGAACAAGAAGACAAAGAAAGAGAAGGAUCCAUUAAAACCAAAGCAUCCUAUGACUGCAUUUUUCCUCUUCACAAAUGAGAGGAGGGCAGCUCUUCUAGCUGAGAACAAGAAUGUUUUGGAGGUGGCUAAGAUAACCGGCGAAGAAUGGAAGAACAUGACUGAAAAAGAAAGAGGGCCUUAUGAGGAGUUGGCAAAGAAGAACAAGGAGAAAUAUGCUCAAGAAAUGGAGGCCUACAAACAAGUGAAGGAUGAGGAAGCUAACAAUCUCAAAAAGGAAGAGGAGGAGCUGAUGAAACUUCAUAAACAGGAAGCCUUACAAAUGCUUAAGAAGAAAGAGAAAACUGAAAACAUAAUAAAGAAAACCAAAGAGAAGCGCCAAAAGAAGAAGCAGAACACUGAUCCUAACAAGCCUAAGAAGCCUGCUUCCUCAUUCCUUUUGUUCAGCAAAGAAGCAAGGCAAGCUUUGUUGCAAGAGCGGCCAGGGACUAACAACUCUACCGUUAACGCACUGAUUGCAGUGAAAUGGAAGGAACUCAAUGAAGAAGAGAAGCAAGUGUGGAAUGCUAAGGCAGCUGUGGCAAUGGAAGCAUACAAGAAGGAAUUGGAAGAGUACAACAAGUCUGUUGUUGCAGCCAUGGAUGACAAAGCACAGCAAUGAAAAGCUUUUUUUAAAAAAA
Molecule: messenger RNA, 1560 nt
Organism: Pistacia vera
Lineage: Eukaryota; Viridiplantae; Streptophyta; Magnoliopsida; Sapindales; Anacardiaceae
Product: high mobility group B protein 6
Exons: 7
Coding region: 42-1541 (499 amino acids)
Molecular function (GO): DNA binding
Source: RefSeq, a predicted model, not a curated record